Molecule: messenger RNA, 1354 nt
Organism: Fimicolochytrium jonesii
Lineage: Eukaryota; Fungi; Chytridiomycota; Chytridiomycetes; Spizellomycetales; Powellomycetaceae
Exons: 2
Coding region: 372-1232 (286 amino acids)
Source: RefSeq, a predicted model, not a curated record
CGCUGAGCUCACCUCUUCGGCGAUUCGCGGCGCAUAUUUCGCUGCUUGCGAGCGAUACGGGAUCAGAGCGUGUUCGAAAGUUUCACCAUGAAGGACACAAAAGAUGCGAGCACUCGGCGGGACGGCAAAGACAAUAAAAUUCCACGCACAGCGGAUCUGAAGGAUGUCGAGGCAGACAGCGACGCCGUGUCGGACUCCACAGCGGUUAACGCAAGCAACAGCGGGCUUGUGUUCUGGUUAAUCACUUUGGGUCAAGCAUCAGUUGCUCUUGGCAUCUUCCUCCUCUUCUGGUGUCUCGAAUACAGUGACUCCCUAACCAUUGGCUCGAUUCCCGCUGAUUGGUGAUUUACGUUUUGAUAACCGUCCUCCUUAUGUGUUCGGCACGGUGUGCGCAGAUGCUGGUAGUCAAAGCGAUGGCGCUGCUGGUCAGCCGGAAAGCUUCCUCGACCGAAGGAGCCUCCAUUGGACCGCUGCUUUUCUGCGCUCACAUCCAUGUACCGCUUAGUUCGUCGAUGUCAGGGUUUAUGAGAUUCAUCACCACAUUCAUGGCCGUAUUCGUCAUUGCCGCGGAACUUGCGACGAUUCUUGUUUACAUCAAGCCGGUUGCGAAACCGGAAAUUGCGGCUCAUGGCAGUUUGUUGGGCUGGACUGUUCUCCCGCCGGCGUCUUUGCUGAACACCAGCAUACCUCUCGAUGCGGGCGGCGUCUUAUCUACCAUAUACACAUCUUCGCUGACAGCAACGCGAGCUUAUGGCGUGCCAAAAGCAUCUGGUCUUCUGGUCACCACACAGUUCGCAAACCAGCCGCCGACCAUCCCAAAGAACGCGACGGUGGGACAGUACAAUCUGAAGUGCAAAGUGCCUGGAAUACAAGUUUCGUGCAAGUGCAGCGGGGCCUCAAGCUGGGCGUCUGUGGAUGAUACCAGUCUGCUUGGAAAGAUGUCGAAUUUCCUCACAUUCUACAACGAUACCCACAUCAUCCUUCCGGCGACACAAUCGCCGACCUUUUCCGCCGCAUACUUUGUUCCCUGCAGCUGCUCCGCCACUUACGGUUUGGCCGAUGUUGAAGGCACGGGGACCGUGCGGAGUAGAAAUCCUUCCAUGAAAACGGUGCCAGAGAAGGCCUCAUUCUCUGAAAUUCGAUACGAUCUUUCACCUUCGCAGAUCGCAGAUCAGGGCCCUGCAGGACAGACUGGCAACCGUACCGUCGCAGAUAGCGCUCACGGAAGUUAGUCUCGUUGGGAUCUACACCAAUUUCACCCAGACGGGGGCUGAGAUCAGUGGGAUAUCGCCGAUUCUGAGCAGCGGAUUGGAAGCAUACCUGACCUGGAGCAUACCGGCCGUGGCUUGGGGCC